Molecule: messenger RNA, 1206 nt
Organism: Daucus carota subsp. sativus
Lineage: Eukaryota; Viridiplantae; Streptophyta; Magnoliopsida; Apiales; Apiaceae
Product: delta(3,5)-Delta(2,4)-dienoyl-CoA isomerase, peroxisomal
Exons: 2
Coding region: 135-959 (274 amino acids)
Cellular component (GO): peroxisome
Molecular function (GO): delta(3,5)-delta(2,4)-dienoyl-CoA isomerase activity
Source: RefSeq, a predicted model, not a curated record
AAUACACGACACUGAGAGAGGCAGCAGCGCACGCCAGGGGUAAAAGUCAGACUUGGCGUGUGUGCAGUAGGGCGCUAGGCUAAGGAGGUAGUCGUAUAAAAUCCAAGGAAGCUAAAGGAGGAGGAAAACAAGUGAUGGAGGAGUACAAAAGCCUUAAGAUAACAAGUGAUUCAGGGGGCGUUUAUAAUCUAAUCUUGAAUCGGCCGGCAACUCUGAAUGCUCUAUCACCCGAUUUCUUUGUUGAAUUCCCAAAAGCCCUGUCUCAUCUCGAUGAAAACCCCAACGUCUCCGUCAUAGUCCUCUCCGGCAAAGGCGAUCAUUUCUGCGCCGGCAUAGACAUCAAUUCUCUCAAGACAAUCAGUAGCUCCACUGCCGCUUCCGACGACCGUGGACGCGCAGCUGAACGCCUCCGCCGCCACGUUCUCUUCAUGCAGGAAGCUAUCACCUCUGUGGAGAAAUGCCGAAAGCCUGUUAUUGCCAGUAUUCACGGGGCUUGUAUUGGCGGUGGUAUUGAUCUGAUUACUGCCUGCGAUAUUCGCUUCUCUACUGACUCUGCUUUUUUCUCUGUCAAGGAGGUUGACCUUGCCAUUGUUGCUGAUCUUGGCACCCUUCAGAGGUUGCCUUUUAUUGUCGGUUAUGCCAAUGCAAUGGAACUUGCUUUAACCGCCAGAAGGUUUUCCGCUUCCGAGGCCAAACAUUUGGGACUUGUUUCCAAAGUUUUUGCUUCCAAAUCCGCUAUGGAUCAAGCUGUCCUUGCCUUUGCUCAGGGACUUGCUGCUAAGUCUCCACUUGCUGUCACUGGGACAAAAGCUGUGUUGCUAAAAAGUCGGGACAUGACACUAGAAAGAGCUUUGGAUUAUGUUGCGACGUGGAACUCUGGUGCAGUUAUAUCUGAUGAUUUAAAUGAAGCUAUCUUAGCUCAUAGCCAGAAAAGGAAACCUGUUUUUGCCAAACUAUGAUAGCACAUAUCCAGCUGUUACUGAAGGCCAAUGCUUCCCAUCAAUUAACUCACUACAAUGUAGUUUCUUGUGAUUAUAAAGUUGGGCUUUAUAUUUGUCAGUAACAUAAUAAGCUCUAGCCAAGUUCUUGGUAGAUAUUUGAAUAUUGUUGUUGCUUUGUUUUUGAUAAGAACGCGAAGAUUAGUUUGGGUGCAUUGUUUGUCAGUAACAUGAUAAGUUCUAGUCAAGUUGUUGGUAGUUAUUUGAA